Messenger RNA from Penicillium verrucosum, 966 nucleotides. RefSeq lists its product as uncharacterized. The coding region runs from base 1 to 966 and encodes 321 amino acids. NCBI's taxonomy places the organism in Eukaryota, Fungi, Ascomycota, Eurotiomycetes, Eurotiales, Aspergillaceae. The record is from RefSeq and is a predicted model, not a curated record. The transcript has 2 exons.
AUGGAUCCUCAUGGAUAUGGGCGGCCACAUUCGAAGACAGACUAUUCUUGGGCGGGAUCCGACUCCCAAGUGAACCACAACACGUUUACCGACACGUCUUCUAUAGACGACAACCAGGAAGCACAAUUCGAAGCACAAUUCUCUCGCGAUCACGGGAUUGGAGGGUGGAUCGAUCCCAGAGAAUCCCAGCCGGUUAUUCAUCCAAAUGUCUCAAGCGUGGCAACCUCACAUGUCGAUCCAGAACAUUCGCUGCCAUAUCUUUCAUCGCGAUCUUUUAAGCAUACAAAUGAACCUCAAAAACCCUCAUCCUCAAAUCUGACGGUCGGCUCAGCCACCAAUUCUCGACAGCAUGAUACCGAACAGAUUCGCUGCAAUUGGCAGGGGUGUGCACACCUUUUCGCAACCCGCGGCGCCUUGAAGCGUCAUAUUGAAUUUUACCAUAUUCGUCCAGCUAGUUUUGCUUGUCCUCAUGCAGAAUGUGAUAAAAUCUUUAAUAGGGAAAGCAACUUGGGCGAGCACCUUCGUGGGGUGCACCACGAACAAAAUGGGCGUGGAUCUCAUCAGGGAAGUAAUAAUGGAUGGAAUGCAUAUAAUGCACAGGGAAAAGGGGUGCACUCCUCAAGGCCAUUGGAAACACCUCAUUCUUUAGCCGAGUGGAGACAGCAACACCAUGGUCGCUACCCUGAAAGACACACCGAGAAUCUGGGUGACCUCGAUGGGCCCAUCCAAGAUAAGCAUGAGGGGCUCAUUAAAACUGGUGGCGAAGCAAUCCAAGGCAGACCAUCUAGCCCUGGCUUAGAAGACCAUUGCAUACAGCGAUUUCAUGAGUCAAGAUUGGAGACUGAUAAUGCACCUUCAAGUGAAAAGCACUUGGGUAUGCACUUGCAGGACAAGUCCAUCGGACGGUCGAUGGAGACCGAUUUUACCUUGCUACCAAAAAAGCAGCCCUUAUGCGACCGGGACUGA